AUGAAUUGCUGGCGCCCCAACGUCGCAAAUGCACACCGAGAAACGCAAGUGCGGGUGACGGUCCAGUGGUUACCACCCCAGAUUACGCAAGAGAUCCUGUCCUUUCUGGACGAUGCGAACGAUGCUUGCGCCUUCCUUACAGCAAUGCCAGAAGAAGCCCUCGACGACGCUCUGGAUGCGCUCCGGAGCAUUUUGGGUCUUAGCUUUUGCCUUUCGCUGUGGCCUGUCGCACACGGUCGCGAACUCAACCUUCCGUUCAAUCGAGAACAACGAUAUCCGUGGUACGACGAAUUCCGCAGCAUCAUGCGACGCGCGCUUCCAGCGUUCCCGCGCAUCGAUGUCGUUUACGAUGUGAACCAUCCGGUCAUCUACGAGAUAUGCCACGCCACAAUGCUGCGACCAACCACAAGCGUUCACGCCGAGGUCGACCACGAUGUGGGACGCGUCCGUGCUGCCUUUGGCAACUGGACCACGAGCAUCACGCAUCUCACGAUCUUGAGCGAGUCGUUUCUCAACUACAACGACGUCGUCGAGGACGAACUUUUGGCGUGUCCGCGCCUUCGUGCGCUCACGAUGGAGCAGUUUGAUGCAAAUAGCCAUUUUGGUCAUGCGCUGGCCGUCGUUAUCACGGCAUCUCCCCGACUCGAACGCCUGAGUCUACGCUCGUAUUUCAAAUCCGUCAUGGCGGACGGCACCAACCUCCUUGCGUGGCUAGCACGACCGUCAGCGCGACAUCUCCAUCUCGAACGCAUCGUAUUUGACGCCGAGCUCGGCACAGCGCUAGCGAGAGCGAUGCUAACCUCGAAAACGCUCAACACGAUCGAGCUUGUCGACACACCGUAUCUCGCGCAUGGGGUGAUGAGCCCGUCGUUGCCACCGCUGCCCCGUCAACUGCGCCACUUGACGAUGCAUUUUGACAAGUCGGCCGAUGUAAACAGUGAUCUGCCGUGGACGUUUGGUGACGCCGACGCGUGGGCGCUUGCCACCAAGAUCGUUCUAUCGAACUUAACCACGUUCAAGUUGCGCCUCCAGAACCGCUGCGACGUGACGCCGGUGAUGACUGCCUUGGAUUUGAUCCCGACCUUGACGACGCUUGCGCUCGAGACAGUGCACGUCAGCGCGUUUCCGCAUCUGGUGCAGCUCUGGCGUCUGGAGCUACUCGCCGUGACGUACUCGGAAAAUGCGAUCGCGUCGCUAGCGACAUUGCUCCAUGCGUUCCCAAAGCUGACGCAUCUCGAUCUUGGCCAGCAGCAGCUUCCAUACCACCAGGCUCUUUCCAUCUUUCGCGCGUUGCCACUAUGGCUAAGCCAUCGAGGGACAGCCUGUGAGGUCCACCUUGGGAUCGAAAGCGAUGCGCAUGCCAACGCUUUUGCGACGGCGCUUGUCCAGAUGCGCAACACGCACAAGAUCACACUCACAGUUUUGAAUGGUGGCCUCUCGCUCAAGGCGCACCAGUAUAUUGUCGCCGCGCUCGGGUUGACGUCGCGCAUGGGCCUGCGCUUCUCGCCCAUGGCAGGAUACCUAUCCGCCGACGAGAAAGUGACGUUGGCAACGUACAGCAAACUGCAUCGUGUCCAGAUCUCGAAACGGAAACGGCGCGACUACACAGAGACUUGGUAUCUCUCGCCGAGUGCUUCGUGA
Messenger RNA from Saprolegnia diclina VS20, 1641 nucleotides. RefSeq lists its product as hypothetical. Lineage: Eukaryota; Oomycota; Saprolegniomycetes; Saprolegniales; Saprolegniaceae. The transcript has a single exon. Bases 1 to 1641 code for a protein of 546 amino acids. The record is from RefSeq and is a predicted model, not a curated record.